AUGGCACCAUCGCGGUCCCGAGCGCCACUGCUCUCAAUCCUCGCCCUCACGUCCCUUAUUCCCUACACAGCCUAUGCCUUUGACUGCAAAGACAUCCUCGCAGAUGGCCAGCACUUCAACUUCAAAGAGCUUGGCGGCCCGCAUGUCGUUCAUUACAAGGAGUCUGAUAUCGCCAAAGAGCUCGAAUGGAAGUACAACUUUACCAUCGACAUCUGCAACAACCUCAAAUGGCACAAAGGCGGCAGUCUGGCAACCGAGUGCCAUCACGGGACUAGGGUGUGUGGAAUCAGAGAGAAUAUCGAUUUGAGCAGUGACGACAACUCCACCAUCACUCCUAUCGAUAUCGCCGGAACAUAUGCGACGCAGAAUGGGAGGAAGAUCGACGCCAAGUUCGAGAACCUAGGCCACUCCAAGAGCAACAAUGAUGCAGGAUUAGAGGGUGUCAGGGCAACGCUCAACGGAGGCAGAUUUCCCUUCGACGACAGGAAGGAUGGCAUAAACCAGCGUGCGAUCAUCGAAUUCGUCUGCGAUAAAGAGAGGACAGGAUUGGAGGGUGACGAGAUGGACAAGAGCCCGCACCAGGAUGACGAUAAGGAAGAUGACGGAGGCGACAAAGGGGAUGACAAGAAGGAGGGCGAUGACAAGAAAGAAGAAAAGCUGAGGAGGAGAGAAGGAAACGGCAAGAGCAAGUGUGAGGACAACGACAACAGUCUGCGCUUCUGUGGCUACGAGAUGGAGACGGAAGAGAAGGACAAGAAAGUCCAGACACUGCGACUGCAAUGGCGGACCAAGUACGCAUGUGCGGAUGCGCCGUCGCCGGACGGUGGCUCCCACUGGGGCUUCUUUGGCUGGUUCUUCAUCAUUCUAUUCCUCGCGAUCGCUGCCUAUCUCAUCUUCGGCUCAUGGCUCAACUAUAACAGGUACGGAGCGCGCGGAUGGGACCUUCUGCCUCAUGGAGACACGAUCCGCGACAUCCCGUACAUUGCGAAAGAUUUCGCGAGGAAGGUCAUGGGGACUGUACAGGGAGGCGGAAGCAGAGGAGGCUAUGCUGCUGUGUAG
Molecule: messenger RNA, 1059 nt
Organism: Alternaria ventricosa
Lineage: Eukaryota; Fungi; Ascomycota; Dothideomycetes; Pleosporales; Pleosporaceae
Exons: 2
Coding region: 1-1059 (352 amino acids)
Source: RefSeq, a predicted model, not a curated record